Molecule: messenger RNA, 3630 nt
Organism: Melospiza georgiana
Lineage: Eukaryota; Metazoa; Chordata; Aves; Passeriformes; Passerellidae
Gene: QKI
Product: QKI, KH domain containing RNA binding
Exons: 8
Coding region: 219-1235 (338 amino acids)
Biological process (GO): regulation of mRNA splicing, via spliceosome
Cellular component (GO): nucleus
Molecular function (GO): mRNA binding
Source: RefSeq, a predicted model, not a curated record
UUUUCCUCGGUCCCUGGGACUCAGCGGCGGGUCUGCGUUUGUCUCCGGAUUUGAAUCCUCCUCCUUCUCCUCCUUCCUCGGGGAAGCUCCCCUCCCCGCCCCCUCCCCUCCCCCACCGCCUCCCUGCCCGCCCGGAUCCAGCCGGGCGCCCCGUGCCGCGGUCGCGUUGCUCGGCAGAGCUGCUGCGGGCGCUCGCCGUCUCUGCGCGGGCUUGGAAUAUGGUUGGGGAAAUGGAAACCAAGGAGAAGCCGAAGCCGAGCCCCGAUUACCUGAUGCAGCUGAUGAACGACAAGAAGCUGAUGAGCAGCCUCCCCAACUUCUGCGGGAUCUUCAACCACCUCGAGAGGCUGCUGGACGAAGAAAUUAGCAGAGUACGGAAAGACAUGUAUAACGACACAUUAAAUGGUAGUACGGAGAAGAGAAGUGCAGAAUUACCAGAUGCUGUGGGACCUAUUGUACAGUUACAAGAGAAACUAUAUGUGCCUGUAAAAGAAUAUCCAGAUUUUAACUUUGUUGGAAGAAUCCUUGGGCCCAGAGGACUAACAGCUAAACAGCUUGAGGCAGAAACAGGAUGCAAGAUAAUGGUCCGAGGGAAGGGCUCAAUGAGGGACAAAAAGAAGGAAGAACAGAAUCGAGGCAAGCCCAACUGGGAACACCUGAAUGAAGAUUUACAUGUACUUAUCACUGUGGAGGAUGCUCAAAACAGAGCAGAAAUAAAGCUGAAGAGGGCUGUUGAAGAAGUAAAAAAGUUACUGAUACCUGCAGCAGAAGGAGAAGACAGCCUUAAAAAGAUGCAGCUGAUGGAGCUUGCAAUUCUGAAUGGCACCUACAGAGAUGCCAACAUCAAAUCACCAGCCCUUGCCUUUUCUCUUGCAGCAACAGCCCAGGCUCCAAGGAUUAUUACUGGGCCUGCGCCUGUUCUCCCACCAGCUGCCCUGCGUACUCCUACGCCAGCUGGCCCUACCAUAAUGCCUUUGAUCAGACAAAUACAAACCGCUGUCAUGCCAAACGGAACUCCUCAUCCCACCGCUGCAAUAGUUCCUCCCGGACCCGAGGCCGGUUUAAUUUACACACCAUACGAGUACCCCUACACGCUGGCACCAGCUACAUCAAUCCUUGAGUACCCUAUUGAACCUAGUGGUGUAUUAGGUGCGGUGGCUACUAAAGUUCGAAGGCACGAUAUGCGUGUCCAUCCUUACCAAAGGAUUGUGACCGCAGACCGAGGCAACGAAUGAAGCAGAUCCUCAGCUUUGUUUCUGAGAGAAAAUAGGAAAUAUACCAAUGUGGACGGAAAGAAGAUAAAGAAUAACAAUAAUGUCAGAGUUUUGAACCCUGUACUGAACUGCAAAUUACUCUGGAUUUAAAUGAGCCAAGAAGAGGAGACAACCCUAAACAAGAGCAGCACUGUCAAGCCCAUACUGUGUUGACAAGAAGUUCAUCAAAAACUGUAGGCUGGAAUUUUAAGUGAAGAAAAUUGUAAUUAUCUCAGUCCUUGAAGAACUGGUUUACCAUAUCUCCCUGUUAUCUUAAGCAAGCUUGUUAAUUUCUCUGUUGGAAAUUUUUCCCUUCUUCAGCCUAAUUUGAAUUUCUUGUUCUUCUGUUCUAAGGUUCUGCCCUGCCCCGUUCUCUGCUGUCUUUCAUUUAACAGACAAAUUCUCCCUUCAUUAGGAUGGUGAGGUUGCUCAGGUCAUUCUUGGUAUAGAAGGGCAAGAAGCAAGACUUAAGGUCUAGAUCAAGAUGAUCAAAUGUGACAUUAUUUAGAAAGUCUUUUUCACCUACACAUGAGUCCAAGCAGAUGAAAGAGAACUAUUUUGAUACUGAGGGCACAAAUGUAAUGUUUGGAACACCUGGGUUUCAGAUGCUUCCUUCAUUUCUGAUGAUUUGUGCAGUUUUGGGCAAGACCCAUGCAGCCAAAUCCAAAAUACCACCAUCACCUUAAGUGAUGUUCAAGAUAUGGAGAGUGGUCACCGAGGCUUUCCUCAAAAGAAUCUUUUUCAUGGUCUCCCAGAAAAGAACACACCACUGCCUUAUCUUCAUUUUUUUUUUCCCAUUUCAAGCAACAACAUCAUCCGGAAAGAAAAACCCUGGUACCCAGAGACAAUAUAGCCACCUGAGUGCAGAGGGGAAAGCACUGGUCAGUAAAUCCCCAUCCUUCCACCACAGCCACAGGAACCAGCUGGGCAGCUUGGGUCCCUCUCUCUCAGGCGUGUUUCUCCCUGGCUUCACAUGCAUAGCACACAUGUGGCUGUGACUUUGCCUUUUGCAUUCCCCAGCCACCCAUGACGGAAGCUACUCUUUUACUCAAGUAUCUUUGGUGCUCUUGUUCUGAAUCUUUGUCCCUCAGUUUCCUGUCAGAGAAAUGAGGUUAACAGGAGAGCCCCAGUAGAGUGCAAGCUGUGGAUGGCCAGAUUUGAGUUUGUAGAGUGCUCGAGCAGUACAAUGCUGAGUGCACUCCAGUAUCAUCACAAUGUCCAAGUGUCUCACCAUCUUGAAUGUACUUGAGAAUAAAGCAUGAGAGCAAAACAAAAUACCUUUGAUUUCUUACUUAGUCAAACCCAUGAUGUAGUUUCCAGAAUCUCGUAGGCCAGCUGAGCCAGGUCUCAGACCAGAUCACCCCAGAGGGUAUCUACCAGUAGUGCUGUCUCAAGGGAUGGUCAUGUCAAGAAACAAUGGGCACAAGUUACUCCUGGGAAGAUUCUGGUUGGGCACAAGAGCACAUUUUUUACAAGGAGGACAGCAGCCAUUGGAAUAACCUCCCAGAGAAAUGGUGGAUUCUCCAGUUUUGGACACUAAGGUUCAGCUGGAUAGCAUACUAGCCCAUGGCUAGACCUUGUUUUUCCCAAGAAAGGUUGGACUAGAUGGUCUCUGCAAUCCCUUUCAACCUGGUAUUCUAUGAUCAUGUUCAUAACAAUCUGAGUCCCACAGGCUCACUGGGGAUGGACGGAGCUGCAUUCCCGUUUUUCCCAGUUGGCAAGUCCAAGGAGAGACAAAGGGAGGGAGAUGCAGUUGCAGGAAACAGCGCUGCCGUGUCUCAUCACCAGUGAAAUGUGGAAUUGGGCAGCACUGACAGCGCUUGAGACCUGGGAGGACUGAGAAGAAAAAUGGGAUUGUAUUGAAAACCUGCUUGGCAGGAGUGAGAGCUGCUCUGCAAUCAUGUGAGGUUCACAUUGUUCAACCCCCAGCAUAACAUACAACUUUUGAAAGUGAAAUGCCUUAAAAUAAUUAACUUUGAAGCAAGAACAACAGUUUUUGCAACUUCAGGCCUGUAGUUGUGAAUGGUUACAUUAAGGAUGGAAAUUUUUCAGUGAGCUUUCAAUUUGCUUUGGAAGGAGAGAGACAAAUACCAUUUGUGAGUGACAAUUUUGGGUUUCUCAAGAAAGAACCAGGGUUAGCAGGUAGAUAUAAAAUAAAAUCACCCAUCAGCCACAUCACUAACCUCAGCAAAAUCCAACAUUUACCAGUUUAUCCCUCAUCACACUCAACCACAAGACAGCUAGCAACCAAACACUGGGCCAACAGCAGUGCAGUGGAAGGUGGAGAAUUUACCUCAGGUGGAGAAUUUGCCUCCUCAGUCAAGACUCUUCCAAAAUUUUACCUUGGUUAAGUAAACAACUGCAUUUUACUAUUUGU